Messenger RNA from Triticum aestivum (bread wheat), 1305 nucleotides. RefSeq names its product BTB/POZ domain-containing protein POB1-like. Gene Ontology annotation, biological process: response to red light. The transcript has 5 exons. Gene Ontology annotation, cellular component: nucleus. Gene Ontology annotation, molecular function: protein binding. NCBI's taxonomy places the organism in Eukaryota, Viridiplantae, Streptophyta, Magnoliopsida, Poales, Poaceae. Bases 1 to 1305 code for a protein of 434 amino acids. The record is from RefSeq and is a predicted model, not a curated record.
AUGGCCAAAGGCGACGCGCCAACGGGGGUGGUGACGGAGCUGGGGGCAGAGAAGGCAGAGGCGGAGGUGGAUGCUGGCUUCGAGUUCGCCUUCAAUAACAAGGCCUUCUCCGACAGGGUCUUGCGGAUAGAGGUCGUCGGCACUAGCUGCAAGCGCCGCCGCUAUAAGGCUAAAGAUAAUGAGGGAGAAGGUAUUGACUCUUCUUGUGUUGUAAUGGGUACGCCAGGUUUACGAGUCAAGACCAUACAUGUCAGUUCAGUGAUCCUCGCCGCAAGAAGUUCUUUCUUUUUUAAGCUUUUCUCAAAUGGCGUGAAAAAAUCUGGUCAAAGACAGACAAAAAUUAGAAUUGCUGAUUCAGAGGAAAAUGCCUUUAUGGAGCUUUUAAAGUUUAUGUACAAUGGAAGGUUGACACCAACAACUGAGUCCACUCUUCUGGUUGAUAUCUUGAUGGCUGCUGACAAAUUUGAUGUCGUUUCGUGCAUCAAGCUUUGCAGUCAGCGGCUCAUAGGCCAGCCUAUGACCCUUGAAUCCGCAGUGAGGUGCCUAGAUAUCCCAUGUUCCAUUUCAAUGGCAGCUGACCUAUCAGAGGCAGCCAAGAAAUUCCUUUCUAAAAGAUACGAGAAAUUCCUGUCAACAAAUGAACUUGUGGAUAUUGUUGUCACAAAAUCAUUAUAUCAAGGCAUUACAUGUUUCCAGGAUGAAUUGAUGAAGAUUCCUCUCGCUGGGAUUGUAGCCAUCUUAUCAAGGAAUCACCCUGGGGUUGCAUCUGAAGAAUCCGUCUAUGACUUCGUUCUAAGGUGGGCCCAUUUGCAGUACCCAAAUUCAGAAGAAAGGCACAAGAUUUUGAGCUCAAGUUUACUUCCACUGGUGACACUAGGGCGUAUCAUGACCAAUGCCAUCCAAACUGGCCAGUCGUCUUGCAUAAUUAACUUUAGCAUAAAGCGUGAGCACUGCUGCGGGCUCUUCCCAUCGAGAUCGAUACGCUCGCCACCAUUCUAUUGUGCAGGGCAUGGUUUCUUCCUCUCGGCGCUCGCUAAAACUGAGUCGUUCAACUUUUUUGGUCUCUUAAUAAAGAAGCUAGAAGGCAAUGGCCCACUAAGGGGGACAAUAGAUUAUGAGAUGGAGGUAACGGCAAGGCGGUCGUCGGAGUUUGCCUCCAUAUCGAGGCGCACCACCACCACCGACAUUAGACAAGCUUUUGGAUGCAGGAUUCCUUGGUCGGAGAUCAGUGCUGAUGAUAGCCCCUUCUUUGUCGACGACAAUCUCCAUCUGCGAGUUCGCAUCAAGAUAACGCCGCAGCCGUAG